AUGAGCACUUCCGUUUUUCUUUCGGCUCCCGCCCCGCUCCGCCAUCAUGAAGUCCUGAACAAAAACGGAUGAGAGUCGAGCAAAAUGGGGAUAACACGAACUGGAGAUGAAAUCCGCCGACAACACUAACGUAAUGACAGUACAAAGUGAAGCACGGAGCGGACCCGUGGAAAUUAAUGAAUCAGCUUCCCAUUGAAAGCGUCCCAGGCAGCUUCUGGCUUUACGUUAUUUAGUUAGCGGCAUAGCUAACAGCAGCUAGAGCUAGCCUCUGAUUUUCUUUGGAAGACAGCUCUGCUACUAGCUGGCUGCCUCGUCUAGGUAGCUGGCAGGCGUCAGUCAGCUAGCUGUCAAUUUAAUUGACUGGCACUUUACUCAUGUCAAGUCGUGAAGACGUGCUAGCUGUCCAAUUGACUGGGAGCAUCAGGAUGGAGAGGGGUUUGAGUAAAAGCAUUGACAGACAGAAUGUGGUUUGUUCGUGUUGAAUAGACACCAGUGUCGAGGAAAGGGGAGUGAGACCACUAUUUUCCAGCCAGGCCAGUAAGCUAGCUCCAGAGCUAGCUACAGUGGAUCCCAAAAGCCACGGCGCUGGCCAUGCCGUCGAGUGUGCGGGCCGGGAGCCUGAAGGACCCGGAGGUGGCUGAGCUAUUCUUCAGGGAGGAUCCCGAGAAGCUCUUCACAGACCUGAGGGAGAUUGGCCAUGGAAGCUUCGGAGCGGUCUACUUCGCUCAUGACAUCCGCACCAAUGAGGUGGUGGCCAUCAAGAAGAUGUCCUAUAGUGGCAAACAGUCAAAUGAGAAAUGGCAGGAUAUCGUCAAGGAAGUGAAGUUCCUCCAGAAGCUGCGCCACCCCAACACUGUUGAGUACCGUGGCUGCUACCUGAGAGAGCACACAGCAUGGCUGGUGAUGGAGUACUGCUUGGGCUCAGCUUCUGACCUCUUAGAAGUCCACAAAAAACCCCUCCAGGAAGUGGAAAUAGCUGCCAUAAUCCAUGGUGCAUUGCAGGGAUUGGUAUAUCUUCACUCUCACAACAUGAUUCACAGGGAUGUGAAGGCAGGAAAUAUCUUGCUAACAGAGCCAGGUCAGGUCAAACUGGGAGAUUUUGGCUCUGCCUCCAUUGUUGCUCCAGCCAACUCCUUUGUGGGAACACCCUACUGGAUGGCCCCUGAGGUGAUCCUGGCCAUGGACGAGGGUCAGUACGAUGGGAAGGUGGAUGUGUGGUCACUUGGCAUUACCUGCAUAGAGCUGGCGGAAAGGAAGCCUCCUCUGUUCAACAUGAAUGCUAUGAGUGCCUUAUACCACAUCGCCCAGAAUGAGAGCCCUGUGCUGCAGUCUAAUCACUGGUCGGAUUAUUUCCGCAAUUUUGUGGACUCCUGUUUGCAGAAGAUUGCCCAGGACAGACCUACCUCUGAUGUGCUGCUCAAGCACCAUUUCCUAUGCAGAGAGCGUCCCAUGACAGUUGUGAUGGACCUAAUCGCCCGCACCAAGGAUGCUGUCCGCGAGCUGGACAACCUUCAGUAUAGGAAGAUGAAGAAAAUCCUCUUCCACGAGGCACACAAUGGUCCCGCACCGGAAGGAGGUGAUGAGGAAGAGGAUGUGGAGCAGUAUAUGCUGCGCACUGGCACAGUCAACAGCAUGGAGAGCUCCCAUUCUCUGCCGUCAAUGUCAAUCAGUGCAAGUUCCCAGAGCAGCUCUGUUAACAGUCUGGCAGACGGCUCUGAUGACAGCGGGGAGAUGGCCAUGAUGCAGGAAGGGGAGCACACCGUCACCUCCAACAGCUCUGUCCUGCACAAGCCCCUGAGUCAUGACAACAUCUACGACGACCCCUAUCAGCCAGAGGUUGACUCACAGCAAGAAGCUUCGUCUGCUGGUGGCGGCGGAGGAGGAGGAGGCGGUGGGAGACGGCGUCGAGGCAGAGACCAUUUUGCCACCAUCAGGACAGCCUCACUCGUCACCCGUCAGAUCCAGGAACAUGAGCAGGGCUCGGCCCUGAGGGAGCAGAUGUCUGGGUACAAGCGGAUGCGACGGCAGCACCAGAAGCAGCUGAUGGGCCUGGAAAACAAGUUGAAGGCGGAGAUGGAUGAGCACCAACUGAGACUGGACAAGGAGCUAGAGAAUCAGAGGAACAGCUUCUCAUUGGAGGGGGAGAAACUCUCCAAAAAGCAUCAGGUUAUCAUGGAGAAAGAGUCAAAGGCAGUCCUGACUGAGGAGAAGAAGUUCCAGCAACAUAUACUGGCCCAACAAAAGAAGGAGUUGACCAGUCUGCUGGAGUCCCAGAAACGACAGUAUCGUCAACGCAAGGAGCAGCUCAAAGAGGAACUAAACGAGAACCAGUCAACGCCAAAGCGGGAGAAACAAGAGUGGUUGGUGCAUCAAAAGGAGUGUCUGCAGCAGCUGCAGGCAGAAGAAGAGGCGGGCCUACUACGACGGCAGAGGCAGUAUUAUGAACUACAGUGUCGCCAGUACAAGAGGAAGAUGCUGCUGGCACGCCACAACCUGGAGCAGGAUCUGCUCAGAGAGGAACUGAACAAGAAGCAAACUCUGAAGGACUUGGAGUGUGCCAUGCUUCUGCGUCACCAUGAGUCGACACAGGAGCUUGAGUUCCGCCAGCUGGGUUUGGUGCAGCAUACGCGGGCCGAGCUGAUCCGCACGCAGCACCAGACGGAGCUCACCAACCAGAUGGAGUAUAACAAGAGGCGUGAGCAGGAGCUGCGUCAGAAACAUGCCGUGGAGGUCCGCCAACAGCCGAAGAGCCUGAAAGUGAGUGAGAGCACCCAGGGCCAAGGGUCUCCUGAGAAGGGAGAGAGCCAGACAACAGAGGGGCUGAGCAGCAGCAGGGACAGUGACGCAGGGGUGGUGGAGGAUGAGAGGGGUGGUGACUUAGAAAAGGAGAGGGAGGUGGUAGCUAAAGAGAUUUGUGAUGGUCAGGAAGAGGUUGACGGAGAUGAGGUGGAUGGUGUUAGUGUUCCUGCAGCUGAGGUACAUGAUGACAACAAACCAAAGAGAAAUGAUGACAGAGAGGAUGAAAAAGAGGACUGGAAAACUGGUGAAGAAAGCCCAGACGUGAGGGAAGUAGAAGGAGUGCAGUGGGAGUAUGAGGUUGAGCACAGUAAUACCGCACAGGUAGACACUGAUGAUGAGGAGGAAGAGGACAGGGGCGUGGCUGACGGAUGUCCGUCAGAGCUGAUCUCAUCCUUGUCCCCAGAAAAGAGACGGCUUCGUGAGCGAGAUAUAGAUGAGCUGUCCGAGUUUUACUUUCCCGACGCUCCAGAGGAGCUUGAGCCCGUACCCACGGCACCCCCUCCUCCCCCGUCUCAGACUUCUUUCCCCUCCCUCUUCUCUCACGCCAUCUGCCUCCUCCUCUCCCUCUCCGCUGCUGCCCAGCCUUCCAACAUCACCUUGCUGCUGCUCUCCAUCUUCCUCCUCUCCCUCCGCCGCUCGCCUCCUCUGCCCUCGGUGGCCUCCAUCAUGCUCUCCGCCGAGCUUGCCUCCUUGGCGCUCUUCUUCUCGUACCUCUUCCUUCGCUCCUGCUGCUCUCUGUCUCUCUCCACCUACCUGUCACUCAGCCUGUGGGCGAGCGGCCUCUUUAGUUUAGGACUCUCUUUCAGUUUGGGGAUUUAUUACAUCCCCAUGAUUUUGAUCUCAGCCUCAUUCCUCAGCUCUCCCUCCCUAUUCCUCUCUCUCUACUUGGUGGUGGUGCUGGUUGUCAGGCCGGCCCGUGACUUCCUCCAGUAUGCACCCCGCAAAGUCAACCGCCUCUGCAUGCGUGUUCUUUUCCGCCUCCCUCGGCCCCUGUUUGCUAUGUGCCAGUCAAUCCUGGGUGGUAUGGCUGAGCGUAACCUUUAUGAGAUGUUUCCCAAAGCAGGACGCAACUGGGGUGUGCGCCAGUCCAAAAUUCCUGUUGCCCUAAAGAGCUUGCCUUUAGCGUAUCAGGCUCGCUGCAGUAACACUUCUCCCUUGGCAAAGGGCCUUCUCUGGGUGAGGCGUUUCAGUAGACGCCCUCUCGGAGUCCUGGCAGACCUGGCUAACUCUAUAGUGUUAAAUCUAGCAAGACAGCUCCUCAAAAAGUUGCCGCUCACUGUCAGAGUGAAACUCCAAACACUGGGCCUCUUGAAGAAGGAAGUCCCGAGCAGGUUGCCUCGACUGCUGCCCAGGGAGGUCAGAGAGCGGAGACAGAGGGAGAGGAGGAGGAGAGAGAGGGAGAGACAGAGGAGGAUAGAGAGGGAGAGAAUCUUCCGUGAUGAGGGGAGGUGGGAGUGCGGGUUGAGACGAACUUCAUCUGGAAGGUUUGUCAGGGGGAAAAUUCGGCCGUGGAGAUAGCAUGAGUGUGAGACAAGUUAGUGAAGAGUAGUAAACAUUGGGACACGUGUGUGAGUGAGUGUGAGUGUGAUCCUUAUCAUGUUCCAUUGUUCAACCAUUGUCUGUCUGUGUGUGUGUGUGUGUGUGUCUUUGAUUUGGGCCCACAUGUCUCCCUUGUUACAUAAUUCCCAAACUGGUUUUUGGUCACAUUUCAUCAAGAUGAGACAUAUUCUACGCUGUACACAUACAUCUGUGGCUGAAAGUGAUUUUGGCUGUCGAAGCUUAUCCAGACGUGCGUAUGUGUGUGCACACAAACCGUACUGUUAAAUCAGUGGGCUCUGCAAACGUUAGCCUGCAGCCAAACCCACGGUUACUGUACCCAAACCCAGUGAAGUUAUAACAUUUUAUUAUUGUGCUUUUUGUAAAAGUUCCUUUAAGUUUCUUUAAUUUUAUUAUUUUGCUCUUAAUUUGUAAGACAAAUGUUUCUAUGGUUAUUUUAAAGACCGUUAUUGUGCAAUCUUUAUUUUUUCUUCAUUAGUGAUUUUAUCUUUGUGGGGCGCACUGUUAUCUCAGUGCCUAAAACAAACAUUACAGUAUUUUGUGGCUUCGUGGGUAUAAUUUCACUCCCUAAAUCAGAAUACUGUGAAAAAAUAUAUAGUAAAACUUCAUUAACAUCACCCUGAACACUAGCUCUCCAUCGGUAUGAAAGUGCAAUAAAGAACAAAUAGAAUUAUCUGGGACCACUGUAGGACAUUUGAUAUUAUUUUGAAGUGUAGUUCUAUGUUCAGAGGUCUAAGUCGAAAAUAGUUAGCAGGUCUUACUUUACACAACUUAAAUUAAUUCACUUCAGGACAAUUUAGCCAGAACCUAAAGCCUGUCCCAGUACAUUGUUUAAUGUCGAGAUAUUAUUUGAUAUUCUUUACAGCUGGUGAAAUUAUUAUCUUUCAGAUUCUAGUUGGAUAUAUUGCUGUUAUUGCGCUUUACGCGGUAAUAUCAUGAUUUACCAUGUAAACAUUUAGUUAUGUCCCUCUUAAAAAUCAGAAGAAUUUACACCAGUUGAGUGCUUAGUUACAACUGUUUGCACAGAUGUUAAUAAUCUGUUGUGAAGCGACAUAUUCUAAAUUCAUAGUGAAAGCAGGAUAUACUUUGAAGUAGUAAAAGUAUAAUAUAAUAAAAAUCUAUUUAAUACUUCAGUGUAGUUUAAUUUAUAUGAAGCCAUAUAGACAAUCUUUUGGGAUGCACAAUCAUUAAAUAAGUCCAAAGAUUGAUGCAGCUACUGAAUGUGAAACUAUCAUAUGAAGAGAAGAUAUCUAGUAAAAGCAAUCUGUUUAGUUUUGCACUGUCUAGUAGAUCAUUAAAACAUGUACUAAAUGUGGGAGAACACAUCAGUUUAGGGCUGCGAGUAAUAAUUAUUUUCCUAAGUGACUAAGUUGCUCGAUUAAACGUUUAGCCUAUGAAACGCCAAAAACUGUGAAAAAAAAUGCCCAUCGCAGCUUUCCAGUGUGUGUAUUGUCUUCCAAACUUAUUUUGUUUGACCAAAAGUCCAAAACCCAAAGACAUUCAGUUUACAUUCAUAUACAUGUUUAUACAAGAGAGAAGAGCAGCGAAUCUUCUGGUGGAAGAAUCUGGAACCAGAGAGGCAAUUUCUUGACUGAAAUGAUUAAUCCAUUACCAGACUAGUUAACAAUAAAUUUCCUGUUGAUCAGCCAGUCGAUUAAUCGUUUCAGCUCUGCUUUGGUCGGACCAAAAAGAAACUUGACAGUAUAUGGGGCCGUUUUUAUCUUGCGUUCUUGCAAAUUUGAGGGCUUGAGAUGAACCAAAUGUCGGCAAAAAUUUUUAAUUUGCGUAUUUGCAAGGGAAAUCUGGUUAAAUAACACAUAAUACAUAAGGCAUAAAAAUGUUUUUUAUGUAGGAAACAGGUGCCCUGUGCGUCAACAGAAGGACGACAUUUGAGCUGUUUACAUGGAGGAAUAUUACUGAGAAGGAAAACUCAGUCUUAACUGUAUUUGACCCAGUGGGAACAAAAAAAAGUAGUGCGCUUGUUUUAGGUGACCUACAUGUGGGAAGUCUAGCUUUAGAAAAAGACAUUUCACAGCAAACAUUGUUCAAUUUGAAUGUAACUUAUUUAUCAUUGAUUUACAUUUGUGUUCCACUAUCAGUUGUUUCCUGUUCCUCUGUGUAUGUUUACAUGUUUGUAUUCUGUUUUCUUGUGACACCAUCUGAAAGUUUAUAUCACCUUGAGUUUUUUUUUUUUUUUUUUAAAUAUAUAUAUUUAAUUUAUGCGGUAUUUAUCAGAUUAGUACUGCAUUAUGUGUGGCAGCCAUUUUGUUGUCCUUUUAUUCUCAUUUUAGCUGCAUGAGUGUUGGCAUACUGUAAGGCUGCAUGCUCGCAAGCAAAGAAAAAUAUUUUGUCAUACUUUCGAAAUUUUCUUUACACAAAAAAUAAAUUCUUUUGUGUGAAAA
Molecule: messenger RNA, 6758 nt
Organism: Scatophagus argus
Lineage: Eukaryota; Metazoa; Chordata; Actinopteri; Scatophagidae
Gene: taok2b
Product: TAO kinase 2b
Exons: 17
Coding region: 592-4317 (1241 amino acids)
Biological process (GO): protein phosphorylation
Molecular function (GO): ATP binding; protein kinase activity
Source: RefSeq, a predicted model, not a curated record